AUUCUUUCAAUUCUCGGAUAGUCAAAGUUUGUUUUACGGGUUAAUAAAAGCAGAAGAAAUGGGAAUUUUGGGUGAUUCGACACCCAACGAAUAUCACAAAAGCGGCCUAAAGUUUCACAAGAGGGAACAAUAUGAUAAGGCCUUUUUAAAGUUUACAUGGGCAGCUCACCAAAGUCAUGCCGAAUCUCAGUACUACUUGGCAAGAUUGUAUGAAGACGGGCUGGGAGUCAAUCCGGAUGAAGUAUUGGCGCUGUAUUGGUUCAAUCAAUCUCUCAUCAAUGGAUACCUCGACGCUAGUUUUAAUAUUGGGAGAUUAUACUGCCACGGAAAAAAGAGCAUUAAAAUCAAUUACAAGAAGGCAGUACAUUUCUUUAAGGAUGUGCAAGGCAAAGAUGAACACUUAGCCAGUAGCCUUAUCGCCAUCAUGUUUUUCACCGGUGUUAUGUAUGCUGAAGGCGGGUUUGGUUUGAAGAAAGAUUUCAAAGCGGCCGAAACUUGGUUUCUACAGAUUACUCCAAGAUUAGCCUAUCCUUUUAGCAUUUUAGGUAUUCUUUACUUUAUAGGCGGAUAUGGCAUUGAGCGAAAUUACCAUAUAGCCUCGGAUUACUGGUCCGAAGAAUUCACGAAUGAUUUGAACAGUUCUGAAAACUAUAUGGUAUCCAUUGGUAUCUUUUACGAAAAAGGACUGGGAGUUGAGCGAGACUAUAACAAAGCCAUGGAGAUGUACAAAAGAGCCAGCGAAGAUGAUAUUGCACUUGGUUUUGUGGGUAUGGGCUUGCUUUAUCAGAAUGGACUCGGUGUAUCACAGGAUUUUGAUAAAGCACACAAAUUGUACAGAACCGCUCUGAAAUCCUAUGACAAUACAGGUUACGGUGAUGCAAUGGCUUGUUUAGGGAUAUUAUACCAGUACGGUCUAGGAGUGACUACAUCCCAUACCAGAGCAAUACAUUACUUUCAAAAGGCGGUUGAAUUAGGAAGCCUUAAAGGCUACAAUUACAUGGGCGAUGUCUUUAUGUAUGGAUGUGGAGUAGAUAUAGACUACGAAAAUGCAUUUCGGUGGUACUUGAAGUGUGAUACUUUAUUUGACGAUACGGUGCACUUUUGGGAAGAUGGCUUCAAAAUGCCGCUGCGUUUUUGCGAUAAAGGAUGGCUUAACAUUGGAACUAUGUAUUUUAAUGGAUUUGGUACAACUAUAAAUAGAAAGCUAGCUUUAGUGUACCUAGAGAAGGCAUCGAAAUUUGGGAAUGUUACAGCUCAGCGUUUUAUCGAUCAAGUAAAUGCUGACCCAUCUAUAAAUACCGCAGCGCUUCAAACUGAUAUUAUUAGUGGACAGAACCAUGCCAAUGAUGCAAGUUCCACUAUUACGGAACAACUACAAGUUUUUACGUCUCUUCAAGUGGAUGCCACUAAUACGAUUAAGCCAGAGCAGGAAGUCAGUACAGAUCAAAGGGAACAUAAGGCCAAAGCAAGCAAUAGAUAGAGG
Messenger RNA from Mucor mucedo, 1483 nucleotides. RefSeq lists its product as uncharacterized. Gene Ontology annotation, molecular function: protein binding. The record is from RefSeq and is a predicted model, not a curated record. Lineage: Eukaryota; Fungi; Mucoromycota; Mucoromycetes; Mucorales; Mucoraceae. The coding region runs from base 59 to 1480 and encodes 473 amino acids. The transcript has 4 exons.